Messenger RNA from Brassica napus (rape), 2864 nucleotides. RefSeq names its product F-box protein At1g30790-like. The coding region runs from base 803 to 1996 and encodes 397 amino acids. Gene Ontology annotation, molecular function: protein binding. The transcript is spliced from 2 exons. NCBI's taxonomy places the organism in Eukaryota, Viridiplantae, Streptophyta, Magnoliopsida, Brassicales, Brassicaceae. The record is from RefSeq and is a predicted model, not a curated record.
AUAUUUUUUUUAUUAAAGCCUCUCUCCGUCUCUUCUACUUUGGUUGUUCGCAAUGAAAGGAGGCACCGUCUCGUUUCUUUUCGUUCUUCUCAUCUCCACCGUCACCUCCAUCUUCUGCUUCCGUGAUGGGAUGUUACCAAACGGCGAUUUUGAGGUAGGACCAAAACCAUCGGACAUGAAGGGAACACAAGUGUUAAACAAGAACGCUAUUCCAAGCUGGGAGCUUACAGGCUUCGUCCCGACAAAACCAAGUGAUGUAGGCCUAGUGGUAAAAAGGUUCAGGCUGGAGCCUAUGUUCUGGAUUUGAUUUUCUUUGGUCACCAUAAAGGCGGUAAGAAAACCUGAAUUUUUAUAGGGUGAUUAGUCAUUGGGCUUAAAAAGCUUUUAGGAUUACACCAAAAUUAAAAAGCUUUUAUUUAAUAAAAGAAAAAAUAUUAUUUUGUAUACUGCUAGUUAAUUUGAUAGUUUGUUUAAUAAAAAUCAUAGUAUAUUGUUAUAUUGACCAACUUAUUUUCUAAGAUUCUAAAACUCAUCUUCGUGAUGACACGUGGUUAUAAAAAUUUGUUGUAAUGUUCCAGGAUUAAUAUAUAAGGGAUAUAUAUGUUAUUGAUCGAGUAUAUCACUAGUUAAGUAUCAUUAAUUUACCGAACGUUAUUAGAGAAAACAAAAACAAAAACUGGUUCUGGACCGGAGUCUUCUAACCGGAUUAUCCUUAUUUUGUGUGCAUAUUUAUUUGUUCCUUUAGAAUAGUUCUAUUAUUUUAUAAAAGAAAUUAUUUAGGGUUUGUGGAUUUCACCACCACAUGGAAGGUUCAAAACGGUCUCUCUCACGACGACUACGACGUGAGCAAGAUCAUGCUGAUAACCACACAACAACCAUUCCUUUUGAUCUUAUCAUUGAGAUACUCUCUUUACUUCCCGCAAAAUCACUCAUACGAUUCCAAUCGGUGUCGAAGCUAUGGUUCUCUACUAUCCGCACUAAAAAUUUCAUCGACUUGUUCCUCGCUAGAUCAAAGACUAGAUCUCGUCUCCUUUUACCUUUCAUGCACUUAGAAUCCAAAAAACGUUUCAUAUUAUCCGCUCAAGAACACAACAACAAGGAGGAGGAUAAGUCACCAUCCACAGCCACCCUCAGACACGACAUGACCAUCUCUGAUCCCGUCUACUACACCAUGUCUCGCCCAGUAAACGGUUUGGUUUGUUGCGUAGGUGAUUCAUCCAUCACCGUUUGUAAUCCUGCCACUAGACAAACUGUGAAACUGCCGGAUCUUACACGCAACGGUAGAGACAUGUACGCACGUCUUGGCUAUGAUCCAGUCGAAGAUCAAUACAAAGUGUUGUGUGUGAUGAUAGCGAAAUUCAAUUCAUUUGGCCCUUACGGACAAGAUAUCCGACAGGAGCAUUUAGUGUGCACAGUGACAUCAUCAGAGAAACAAGAGUGGAGAAAGAUUGAGAACAGCACCAUAGAUAGUUAUCGUAUCUUAAGCGGAGGGAUAUGCAUUGAUGGCGCUAUAUACAAUGAAAUAGGACAGUCAACGAUAGUUAGACUCGAUGUUAGAACUGAGACUAUUACGUUAAUUAAAGCACCUGAAGAGUCAGAUUUCUCGACAAUAUUCCCUUCAACUCUUUUAAAUUACAAGGGAAAACUGGGAGGUGUAGAUUACAAAAACGUUAUGAGAUUGUGGAUUCUUGAGGAUGCUGAGAAACAGGAAUGGUCGAGCAUGACGUGUGAGUUUCCUUCUGAAUUAAAAUGUUUACUUGGGAGUUACGUAGUGUCUACAGGAGAUAUUCACAACGGCGAGCUUAUGGUGUUUCAUCCAUGGUCAUGGUCACUUAAGCCAUUUUGUGUUUGCUAUUAUGAUUUUAAGAAAGAGAGUAUAAUAAGAAAAGUCGAAAUAAAAGUGGAUGGUGAGUUCAGACGUAUCCAUGGGAUCGGUGAGAAAACAUGUCAGAUGUUAUGUUAUCCAGGCUACUUUGAGAAUAUUAGGUUCUUGUAGUCCUAUCAUUAUAGCUUCUUCCAUAUUCAGUUUCAAACGUGACUUGAUUGGUUUGUUGGAAACGAUUUAUUCCUGAAAAUUGGUUGUAUUUUUAUAUUAGUUUUGUUUGAAGACUUUCGGCUUGGUUCUUGUAAAGUUUUGCUAGUUAGGUAUCGAGUGUGAAUAAAAGAAAGGCGAAUAAGAUAUAAAAUAUCGUUGAGUUUAAAAGAAUAAGAUGUUCCUAGCAAAUUUUUAAUAAACAACUUAAAAGAUCCAACACACUUCUUCCACUUCUCCCAGUAGUUUGAUUUCCCAAUAUAACUCCACCUCAUAAUACCAACACAUGCUUUCUCACUUUUAGCUCCCCUCUGCAACUUAAAAAGCUCAAUAUACUGUAUAUUGUAUUAUGUUUGAAUAUUUAACGUAUUGUCAGCAUUUAUUUAGUCUAGUUUGGAUGUCACCAGAAUCACUUGCAUCCAAGAACAGUGAAACGAAGAAGAAAGUGACAAUUUGUUUUCACAUUUUAAAAACACUCGACUCAAAUGAGUUUUGCAGUUGUAAGCUCUGUUGUUAUCAGUACUAGUAUCAUUAUAAUUAUGUGAAGAAAAUUUAGGCUAUGAUUUGAUAUGCAUUCUCACGAGGGCUCCGGUCCCUGAACAAUGCUACGUGAAACAUUUGCAAUAGACCCCUAAAAUUUUUGAAAAAAAGUACACAGACAGAAGCCCCAAAAAAUAAUUUUUAAACCCUAAACUGCUAAAAAAAAAAUUUACGUAAGACAUUACACAUGCCUCCAAAAUCUCGGGGUCGGCAUGAUUCUUGUCACUCACGUAUUCUUGAUCCCGUGCAUGGAGUAAGAUAUUAAAGAAUAAUUUAGGAGUAAGGAGUAAAA